This is a messenger RNA of Protomyces lactucae-debilis, 855 nucleotides long. RefSeq names its product ribosomal protein S5 domain 2-type protein. The record is from RefSeq and is a predicted model, not a curated record. Gene Ontology annotation, cellular component: cytoplasmic exosome (RNase complex); nuclear exosome (RNase complex). Gene Ontology annotation, biological process: nuclear polyadenylation-dependent mRNA catabolic process; U5 snRNA 3'-end processing; TRAMP-dependent tRNA surveillance pathway. Bases 1 to 855 code for a protein of 284 amino acids. NCBI's taxonomy places the organism in Eukaryota, Fungi, Ascomycota, Taphrinomycetes, Taphrinales, Protomycetaceae. The transcript has 3 exons.
AUGGAGGCCAUUCAGUCCCUAUCCAUACCCCAGCUUGCAUAUCUUGUCACUUCUCUUAGUGCGGACCAGCCACAGCGACCUGAUGGACGAUCCUUGACGCAAUUUCGUCGCAUCACCUAUGCCAAGGGCAGUGUCUUACUGACCUGGGCCAGUGGAGCCACGACCAUUCUCGUGGGCAUCAAAGGUGAAAUAUCACAAGCGAUAGAACAAUCAGGACAAGGCGCACGGAAACGGCAUCGUGGCGGCAGUGUGGCUGUUUCGGUUGAUAUUGUUGGUGAGAGAGAUGAUGAGACGCUAGCGAUACAGCUUUCCAAGUCGCUUCAAGACCUUGUCGCUCCUCACAACAGAAGCGGUAGUCGAGGCCAGUCAAGUGGGAUUGACUUGCGCGAAUUGAAUGUCACACAUGAGAAAGCCUGGCAUUUGAGUAUCGAUGUGCAGGUCCUCUCACACGACGGCAGCAACUUGACUCCAGCGUGUGCCUGUGCAGUGAGACUUGCACUGCUCGAUACCCGGAUACCUCAAACACGGCUGGGAGCAGGAGUUGCAGGCAAUAUCGAGGGACGCGACGCCGUCAUGACGCUUGAAGAGACUGAAACAACACAAGCGACCGCACCGUCGCAAGCGCAACUUGAUUUCACAGUGGACGACGAUUACGAUAAUGCUGUACCACUUCUCUCUGCAGCGAAUAUACCACUCAUCUUGCUGGCUGGUGUCAUCGGUCCACAUGUCUUGUUUGAUUGUGAUGCUGCAGAAGAGCAGGUUUUGCGAGCACGCUAUCUUGUCUCUGUGGCAUUCCGCAAGAGCAAGUACGGAGCAUCAAGCAAAUCACAGCCUCGAUUGAGCAGCGUGGACUAG